Fusarium venenatum is the source of this 246-nucleotide messenger RNA. NCBI's taxonomy places the organism in Eukaryota, Fungi, Ascomycota, Sordariomycetes, Hypocreales, Nectriaceae. The record is from RefSeq and is a predicted model, not a curated record.
AUGCCUUCUUCUGUCAAGAGCUGGUUUGCCCGCCAUUGCGCUCCUCCACCACCUCUCAACAACAACUCUCAAUGUCCCUGCACAACCUGCUUCAAUGGAGGCUCCCACUCCAACAACUCAGCCGCAUUCUCUGUGUCUUCAACAAGACCUUCAGGACUGUCAAGAGUUGACUCGGACAAUGCUUCUCUCAGCAGCGCCACAACCGUCGCUGCUUCAUCAUAUAUCGAGACACCCACCAAGCAAUGA